AUGGAGAUGAUGUAUACAGAUAUUGUCAUUGCUCUUCGGAAGAAAGGUUUAGAUGCAAACCCUAGAGACUACCUAACGUUUUUCUGCCUCGGGAACCGGGAAGUUAACAAGGCCGGUGAGUAUUCGCCUCCGGAAAAACCAGAGCCUAAUUCUGAUUACGCAAGAGCUCAAGAAUCUCGUCGAUUUAUGAUCUAUGUCCACUCUAAAAUGAUGAUUGUUGAUGAUGAGUAUAUAAUAAUAGGAUCAGCUAAUAUUAACCAAAGGUCUAUGGAUGGAGGUAGAGACUCGGAGAUCGCAAUGGGAGCAUACCAACCUAAGCAUCUGCUAUCUACCAAUCAAAUGAGGCCAACGGGGCAA
This is a messenger RNA of Eruca vesicaria subsp. sativa (arugula), 357 nucleotides long. The record is from the annotation of a GenBank genome assembly. NCBI's taxonomy places the organism in Eukaryota, Viridiplantae, Streptophyta, Magnoliopsida, Brassicales, Brassicaceae.